This is a messenger RNA of Rhinolophus ferrumequinum (greater horseshoe bat), 5817 nucleotides long. It is a transcript of the gene EXOC6B, whose product is annotated as exocyst complex component 6B. Bases 113 to 2560 code for a protein of 815 amino acids. Lineage: Eukaryota; Metazoa; Chordata; Mammalia; Chiroptera; Rhinolophidae. The transcript has 23 exons. Gene Ontology annotation, biological process: exocytosis; Golgi to plasma membrane transport; intracellular protein transport. Gene Ontology annotation, cellular component: exocyst; membrane. The record is from RefSeq and is a predicted model, not a curated record.
GUCGUCCUGCGGGUAGCCAGAGGCUGGGGAGGCUCUGGAGCUUGGGGUGAGAGUGGGAGCGAAAGGUGAGCUGAUCUGAAGAAGGGGACACUCUGCCGGGCGCCCCCAUUCUAUGGAUCGGGGUAAGAUGGCGGAGGCGGAGAGCCUGGAGACAGCUGCGGAGCACGAGCGGAUCCUGCGAGAGAUCGAGAGCACCGACACGGCCUGCAUCGGGCCCACGCUCAGGUCUGUCUAUGAUGGUGAGGAACAUGGACGAUUCAUGGAGAAGCUUGAAACUCGCAUCCGCAACCAUGACCGAGAAAUUGAAAAAAUGUGCAACUUUCACUACCAGGGCUUUGUGGACUCUAUAACUGAAUUGCUGAAAGUGAGAGGAGAAGCCCAGAAACUCAAAAAUCAAGUGACGGAUACUAACAGAAAACUACAACAUGAGGGGAAGGAACUGGUAAUAGCAAUGGAAGAGCUGAAGCAGUGUCGACUACAACAGAGAAAUAUUUCUGCUACUGUUGAUAAAUUAAUGCUGUGUCUUCCAGUCCUGGAGAUGUAUAGCAAACUGAGGGACCAGAUGAAAACUAAAAGGCAUUAUCCUGCACUGAAAACUCUGGAACAUCUAGAGCAUACCUAUCUGCCUCAAGUAAGCCAUUAUCGAUUCUGCAAGGUGAUGGUGGACAACAUUCCCAAGCUUCGAGAAGAAAUUAAGGAUGUUUCUAUGUCUGAUCUCAAAGACUUUCUGGAGAGUAUCCGCAAACAUUCAGACAAAAUUGGAGAGACUGCCAUGAAGCAAGCCCAACAGCAAAGAAACCUGGACAACAUCGUCUUGCAACAACCCAGAAUAGGUAGCAAGAGAAAAUCUAAGAAAGAUGCAUAUACAAUUUUUGAUACAGAGAUAGAAAGCACUAGCCCCAAGUCGGAACAGGAUUCAGGAAUUCUGGAUGUUGAAGAUGAGGAAGAUGAUGAAGAGGUACCUGGGGCCCAAGAUUUGGUGGAUUUCUCUCCUGUUUAUCGAUGUCUACAUAUAUAUUCUGUCCUGGGUGCCCGGGAAACAUUUGAGAAUUACUACCGAAAACAGAGGCGAAAACAGGCCCGUUUGGUGCUCCAGCCUCCAUCUAAUAUGCAUGAAACUUUAGAUGGCUACAGGAAGUAUUUUAAUCAAAUUGUAGGCUUUUUUGUGGUUGAAGAUCAUAUUUUACAUACAACCCAGGGCCUAGUAAAUAGAGCCUACAUUGAUGAACUUUGGGAAAUGGCACUUUCAAAAACCAUCGCAGCACUCCGAACCCACUCGUCUUACUGCUCCGAUCCAAACCUCGUGUUAGAUUUGAAGAACCUCAUCGUGCUUUUUGCUGAUACACUUCAGGUUUAUGGUUUUCCUGUAAAUCAGCUUUUUGAUAUGCUAUUGGAAAUCAGAGAUCAGUAUAGUGAAACUCUGCUAAAGAAGUGGGCAGGUAUUUUCAGAAACAUACUUGAUUCUGACAACUAUAGUCCUAUACCAGUAACAAGUGAAGAGAUGUAUAAAAAGGUGGUAGGACAAUUCCCCUUCCAAGAUACAGAGCUGGAAAAGCAACCAUUUCCAAAAAAGUUUCCCUUCUCUGAAUUUGUGCCAAAAGUUUACAACCAAAUUAAAGAAUUUAUCUACGCCUGUCUGAAGUUUUCAGAAGAUCUUCAUCUCAGCUCAACUGAAGUUGAUGACAUGAUUCGUAAAUCGACAAACUUGUUGCUAACCAGGACUCUGAGCAACUCUCUGCAGAAUGUCAUUAAAAGGAAGAACAUUGGACUUACUGAGCUCGUCCAGAUUAUUAUCAAUACAACACACUUGGAGAAAUCCUGUAAGUACUUGGAAGAAUUCAUCACCAAUAUCACUAAUGUGCUUCCAGAGACAGUCCAUACCACCAAGCUCUAUGGCACCACAACUUUUAAGGAUGCCAGACAUGCCGCUGAAGAAGAGAUUUAUACCAACUUAAAUCAGAAGAUUGACCAGUUUCUCCAGCUGGCUGACUACGACUGGAUGACAGGAGAUUUGGGCAACAAAGCCAGUGACUACCUAGUAGACCUCAUUGCCUUUCUACGUAGCACCUUUGCUGUCUUCACACACCUUCCUGGAAAGGUGGCUCAAACAGCGUGUAUGUCAGCUUGCAAGCAUUUAGCCACAUCCUUGAUGCAACUUUUGCUGGAAGCUGAAGUAAGGCAGCUCACCUUGGGAGCAUUACAGCAGUUCAACUUGGAUGUCAGAGAAUGUGAACAGUUUGCCAGAUCCGGCCCGGUGCCUGGGUUCCAGGAGGACACGCUGCAGUUGGCCUUCAUCGACUUGAGACAACUCUUGGAUCUCUUCAUCCAGUGGGAUUGGUCAACCUACCUUGCCGACUAUGGGCAGCCCAACUGCAAGUACCUCCGCGUAAACCCAGUGACAGCUCUGACCCUGCUUGAGAAGAUAUCUAGAGAGAUGAAGGACACCAGCCGCAAGAACAACAUGUUUGCACAGUUUCGGAAAAAUGAGCGAGACAAGCAGAAACUGAUCGACACUGUGGCCAAGCAGCUCCGGGCGCUCAUCAGCACUCACCACUCAUGAAGGCCCGCGGGCCGCACCCGCCCGGGCUGGCCCUGCACUUGUGCAUUCUUCUGCAAAGAGAGAAAAUGUAUUUUUUUAAUAACCUCUGUACAGUAUUCGCAUAACCUUUCCCGAUAGUAAAAGAGGCACAAGAAUCAGCAAGCAUAUGAGAUAUUGCUAGGCUGGGACUCAGGGCAAGUGAUUACUAUACUCUGUGUUACCCUGGAAAUGGUGGUGUCAUGAGUCCCAGUGCGAUGGACCACCUUUCAUCCACGGCUCUAGAGCUGAAGUCUGGGGCUCAGGGACUACAGGGCCAACAUGGGUACUUGGCACUGGGAGGUAAGGUGAGCAGGCAGAAGGACCACACGGUAUAUGCCAUCCUCUCCUGGCUCCCCCAUUCACCACACAGGUGAGGCUGACUCUUCCUGACACAAAGAAAGGGCCUGCAAAACACUACUAUUUCCUACGCGAAAGACCAGCGCAUAGUUCUGGGGCUUCAUCUCCUCAGUCCACUGACUUUCAUUAGCUGGUUGGUGAACAAGGCAUGUGGCAAGAUGACAGCUUCACUCCAGUCCCCCAAGAAUGGCAGUUUCUUUAGCUUCGAUCUUACCCAAUGCUUUUACUGCUAGUUUUCCUGGAGCAGGAUAGAGCUGAGUAUGCAGUAGUAAAAAUUGGGCCCCAUCAGUAAUGGAGGUGGCUCCCACAGCAGAAGGCCCGUGUGGAUGGACUCAGAGCCUCAGCUCCUCCCCAUUCAGCUCAUUUCAUUCUUUCAGGGUCAGGGCAGUUGGUUCAAGUCAUAGGUCAACAGUUAAUUCCAUGGGUCCUCACAGACAGCCUCAGACUUGGCCCCCUCCAGCAAUGUCAUUGGCAUAAGUCAGAUUCCAGAAGCCUAAAAAUGGCCCUUACUUUACCCUUAGGUAAAACCUGAAGAUUACUUGAGAUUAUUCCUUUGUGUUUUAAAACCAGCUUUCUGGCCACCACCUUCAUCUUUAAAGGAAAUGUCAUCAAUUCUGCACUGUGGGGGCAGCCACAAUUGGACUGGAUGCCUGGAGCGGUAGAGCCACUGUCACUCUGAAGUAGACAGGCCAGCCAUGCCUGGUGGCGUGUUGCCUCGGGCCCAGCCGCCCCUCACUGAGUCAUAGCCUGGAUGCGAAGCUCUUGCUCAAGCCCAAGGCUUCCAUCCUCUUCUGAGACCCCCACAACGAUCUUUUGGCCCUGCCUGAGAAAAACUGUCUAUGAUCUGAUUCCCGCAACUCUGGAGUUGGCGUAGCUGGGGGACUGUGUCCCUGUCCCAGAGACUUAUUGCAAGCGCUUUGCUAUAAGGUCAGUCAGAGGAAUCUGCACUUGAAGACACUUCAGGAAGAUGCUGUGAGGACUACUGGCCAGAGUAUAAUUGUGCAUCACCCAACAAUGACAAAUAAGCCACACAGGCAUUUCCAGCUUGGAUUAGUGGGCGGAGACACUCAUCAAACAGAACACUGCCUUUGUCAGCUACUGAGUUGCUUCUGGGGAGGGCAGUGCUUCCUUUUCCAUUCCCCACCGCUUACCCCCCUUAUCCCACCACCACCUGAAAACCGCAGGAAGGAGAAUACGCACUGAGAUAUACAGCCUUCCUCAGAGCUAGAGACUGGGCUGCCUGUGAGCUCUGUACACGCCUUCUGAGUCUCAUACUGGGGGCUCCGUGGUGGGCCCAGGGUCUUAAGAUGAGGGUCAGCAUAAGAUAAAUGCUGCUACCCAGAACUUCCAAAACCAAGGGAAGGCAAGGGCCAAUGGGAAUAAGACCCAAGAUGCCAUCUCCCAAGCCCUGGAUUUUAUUGAAAAAGAGCAAGAAAUGAUUACACUAAUCUGAAGUCCUACUGCUUAAAAGGGGCCCCAAACACCCUCCCUCACUAGUCCCCAGUUUGCAGCAAGAUCCCUUCAGCUUUGAGCACUGAGACUUUGAAGUGGGGCUGGAGUGAACCUUAAGUAUGUCACAAUUGUUAUCUUUUUGUCAUCGUUGCUGGUCUGGUCUUGCAUUUGUUCCCUGGAAGAAAACUGUGCUAGAGACGAAAAAGUGAAGAGGGCAGAGGAAUGAAAGACACUCUGCACCUUGCUCACACAAGUCCCUCUAAAGAAAAAGCCUAUUCAAGCUCAAGACUCAUAAGGGUAGGGCUUGCGGUAGCUCUCUCCUUCCCUCUCAGUCUGCCUGCCGUCUUCCCCAGCAAAACCAACAUGCUGCUACUGAGCUGUCUGUACAGACACUCUUGGUGGGCGGGGAAAGGUCAAACACAGGGACCAGCAAUGUCCAAGCUGUUUGAAUCGGUGAAGUAGGAUUUUUCAGUUUUGUUUGUAGGCCUGUAGCUGGGCCAGCCCUUGAGAAGACCUGUGCGUUGCUUGUGUGCCCUGCCCCUCAGACUCCUCUAAGAUCUGGCCUCAAAUGGCCAGAGAUGUAGAAGUGCCCUGGGAGCCUCAAUAAGAGGCUGAGAACAUGGGUGACGGGAAGCCGAGCAGCUUCUCGUCUUGGCCAAGUUUUUGGGGAAACCGGGUCUGUGUUCCUGAAGUGACAGUCUGUUUUGGGACCCUAGUGCGUUUCGGUAGUAAUAUAGUCAGCUUGCAUGCUUUUAACAGUCACAGGAAAGUCUCUUUGAGGUGACUGUUAAUGAAGCUGUUGGUUGGUGGGAAAGAACAGGACCUGGAAACUGGAACCAGCAGAGUCCCCCGGCAAAGGGAGCAUAAAGCUUCCGUGGAGCAGCCCCCGGUGUUUGCGUUGCGUGCCGGGCCUAACGGCCUCCCAGGCCUAAAAGCCAGCCUAGCUUCCCUGCACACUUGACAUGUGCUUGCUCAGCAAGUCCCAGACCCGGGGCCUUUUAUCCCCAAGGUUGGCAUUGGCCAUGACCUUCCUCAUAAGGCCCCUGAGCACACUCCCUGGGGCCUGCUGCAGAAAGCCCCCUACCUUAGCCUCCCUUCCCCCAGGGCUCUGCUCUUGGCUGCUUCAAUUGCCUCUUUUUUUGUUUUUUUUCUUUGUAUCUUUUUUUUUUAUUUGCCUGUGUUUGCAAUUACUUUUCACUAAUGUAUUGGAAAUGGCCUUUUUAUUUUGCACAUUUAUGGAGGAAAUUUAGGAGAGUCCAUUUUUAACUCUAAAGGGAAUUUUUUUCUUUAAAACUCACUAGUAAAGCUACUGAUGCAGACGGGCCUCAUGGUUAGUGGAAACCCUCCUGUGUGGAAAGAGCAUGUUUAUUCCUCCUGUACAUUUUCCUCUUUUAACUGCUAUUAAACGAGAGCCUAUGUACCUGUUUCAA